Messenger RNA from Solea senegalensis (Senegalese sole), 1260 nucleotides. Its product is annotated as putative protein TPRXL. The transcript has 2 exons. Lineage: Eukaryota; Metazoa; Chordata; Actinopteri; Pleuronectiformes; Soleidae. The record is from RefSeq and is a predicted model, not a curated record. The coding region runs from base 151 to 1044 and encodes 297 amino acids.
ACAACGACAACACAACAGCUGACUGCUGCCGUCCCAGCAACACCGACAACGACAACACCGACAGGCCUCAACACAGCCACUGAGCCUCCUGACACUUCAGACCCUCACAGCCUCCCGGUCACUUUAACACUAACUACACCUCGCAUUACCAUGGAAACGGUUUCUGCUGUCACCAGUGAAAGUUCACCUUCCACAAUAUUACCAAAUCUGUCAACUGAAUCCACUUUGGCACAGAUUAAUGUUGUUCUCCCGUCUGAUUCUACCCCUGCUGCUGCUGCUGCUGCUGAUGCUGCUGCUGCUACUGAAGCUGUUGCUGGUGCUGAAUCUGCUGAAGUUGCUGCUGCUGGAGGUGACACAAAUAUUGCUGUUGUCACCACAGCUGUUUGGCCCACCACUAGCACAUCAGAUAUGCCCUCAGGCUCGGUCAUCACUACAGAUGCACUCAGUGAAACUUGUGAUGAUUCCUCUGUGGUCACCUCCACUAGCUCCGUGACUUUAGUUUCUGAAACGACAUCUUCAUCUACCUUAAGUGAAACCAUUAAAGCCACAGUUUCACCUGAUGCCACCUCUUCAACCCCAAUAUCUGCCGCUCCUCCUCCCACCAGCAGCAGCAGCAGCAGCAGCAGCAGCAGCAGCAGCUCCACUAGAAGCCCAACAGCCACUGAUUGCAUGAACACUAUCUCAGCUCCCAACAUGACUCAGCCAGACACUGAUAUUUCUGUUCCCUCCACUUGUUCUGGUCUAACAAAGCCCACAAAUGAUCCCUCUGAUCACCUGAGCAGUCCAGCACACUCUACCGUCAGCCCAGGUGAAAAUAAUGUUGUCCUGACCAGAUCUGACCAAACAUCCAGUGUGGAUCCAACGGAGCAGGGUAAGGCAGAAGACGAGCCUGACGUGGAACAGAAGCAGCAAACGGAGGUGGAUGAAAGUCGAGGAGUUGUUAAUGAUGGAAAACCAACGCUAACUAAGAGUGACGACACCAGAGGAGAGUGUGACACUGAUGAGAGAGCAGAGGAGGGUCAAAGGUCACUCAGCCACAAGUAAUUUCACAAAUCGCUAAAUACGGGACCAACUACUGUGACGGAGCAGGAGAGGCCACAGUACAGCCGAGGAUCCACGGUGUGAUGUCAUCAACAUAUCCAGCAGUGUCUUUGUAUGAUCAUGUACCAUAAGACGAGUACUGUGCUAAACCACACCAUGUUUACAUUAUAUAGAUGAUAAGUGAUAUAGAUAUGACUAUUAAAUGGAAUAAUUAAUUGA